Molecule: messenger RNA, 1691 nt
Organism: Stereum hirsutum FP-91666 SS1
Lineage: Eukaryota; Fungi; Basidiomycota; Agaricomycetes; Russulales; Stereaceae
Exons: 2
Coding region: 207-1691 (494 amino acids)
Source: RefSeq, a predicted model, not a curated record
UAUACUGCAAGCCACGCAGGUUCCCCUGUGCCCAGGCAAAGCUCGGGAUAGACUUCAGUGGGAAGAAUCGACCGUCAACUGGACACAGCAUUCGAUUUCUCCUAAGUGACUACGGCCUUAUCACUCUUGCUACUCUGCCAGAAAUCUAAACCAAGAGUCUUGUACUACCAACGCAAUAGACAGUCUUAGAGGCUGAGUACACCAUCAUGUCCGGGUCGAAGGUUGACACUCAGUCUUACAUCCCGAGAUUUGUCCUUCAAAAAUGGACCACAGGUAACUCUCAAUUGGAGUUCCAUGAACCUUCUCUCGAAAAACUUAAACGCAAACAGAACGAAGGUCGCCACAAACGUGCCUUUGCCUCCUUCGGACGCCGAAAUAUAUUUCCCGAUCUCAAAGGCGUUUCCCCUGGACAUGGCGCAAAUAGUCAGCACCAGGCGAUGACCAACCUUGAGACAAAAGCCUCCGCAAUCGUCGACGCCAUCGAAGCUGCCGUCUCGUCCAACGAGAGUGCUGUAUCUUUGACUCCGGAGCAGGUCGCUACAAUACGACAGUUCUUGUUCGUGGCAUCAUAUCGCAAACGAAGUCGAUUCUCAACGGAGCUACACUCGGUAUCGCUGGGGCGCCAAGUACAGCUGCAGGUUGAUGAACAUCUAGAAAAGUACAAAGAAGCAGACGCGCAGGAGGCCUUCUUUCACAAUAUGCUUCACAUCAUGGAAGACUCUCCCGAGGAUUUGUUGCACGACAAAGCGAUACUCCCCGUCGACCGUGCGCUUUAUUUCCAAGAUUGUCAGGAACGUCGACUCGCGAUCUACGUCGCCCCGUUGCCACUUAGUUUCGUCUGCUCCGAGAAUGGGUUUGGGUUUAGCGAAGAGGGUGUCCGUCUCUUCACGCCAUGGUCGAACUUUCCAUUCGGCGCGCUGUGGGCCAAAGAGUACUUCGAAGCAUGCAUUAUCUUCCCCAUGUCGCCCCGCAUCCUUAUUAUGCUCCUCCCGCCAAGUUCACUCCAAAAACGAGGUGCUUCACUAUCGUGUUACCUCGACAUACCCACCAUCGGCGAUCUAUGGCCCGAGUCCUACUUCUCCGACUUUCCAACCGCGCAAUAUCCUCAUUUCAUGCCCUCCGGAGGCUCAGUCUUAGACGACUCGAACAAAAUCCGCCUCCGCCUCCAACCCCUUUCACCCAUCCAACUCUCCCAAGUUAAUGCCUACCUCAUCGAACACUGCGAAGCGUCCACAAAAGUGGCCUACAAAGCUGCUCCAGACGUAUACAGCGCGCUCCUUGCUAUCAAGAACGAUAAAUCCCUCCCGCUAAAUUUCCCUCGCACCGGUCGUCCAGACUUCGCGAUGUUGAAGGACUACGGUAAUACACAAGCCAUGAUGCGUCUCAAGGGCGGUGGUUUUACUAUAUUCUGGCGAUGGAUGAGACUUGCAUUGCAGAUGCUGUGGCCCUUCAUCGUGUGGUACGGGGUGUACAGGGUAGCGGAGAGAGGAUGCAGAUCGUACUUCAGGCUAUCCGUCUUCCAGGCGGGGUAUUACGGACUGAGCUCGGCGGCGAAGCUCGUAUGGGAUUGGACCAUAGGGAUGAUCGCGGGAUGGUUUUCGUUAGGGUUAUUAUGGGGUCUCGUGAAGAAGGCGAUGUGGUACAUUCCAUGGCUGCUCGGAGUUCUGGCGAUUGUGGCGAAGUUCUUCUAG